AUGACUUUGAUCCGCCAUCAACACCUCUUUGUCUUGCUCAGCGCAUGUCUGUCGCUGAUCUGCUUUCAGGCUGGGCUGGUUCGUUCUGGCGUCGGCAGCUCCUCACGCCGUCAAGGACCAUAUGUGCUGGUCUCGGACCAGCACGGGAGAAUCACGGACACCAGCGACUACCUCCCUCUCGAUUCCCCCGGUUCUUCUGACAGUCUCGAGGAUCUCGGGCCUUCAGAGCACGCCUCAAGCGCCGCCUUUGACGCCGUUGUGACGGAUCUGUCGAAUCAAGUCCUGGAGCGGUCUGCCGAGAUUCUGCCCAGUCGCCUCCGCCGUCUCGGCUACCCCUCUGCUACCGUCUCGGUCUUCAAGGACUUCCCUUCGGUCGACAGGCACCCUUUCAAAGCUGCCACGGUGGCUCAGCUUCAAGAGCAGCCUGAAAGAAAGCAGCUCGUUCCCCUAUUUGGCAUGGACGGCAUGCGGACGUAUGCCAUGGCCAUCGAUGAUGUCCCUGGAGCCCGAUGGCCGAUCGCUACCGGGCGUUACGCUGGUAGGGAUGGUGUCACCAAGGCCGUCGUCUUCAGCAUGUUUCGACAUCCGCAGCCUGAGAGGAUGCAGGCGAUGAUGAAGGUGUACGGCGUCAUUCGGAUCAUGAACGCGCCAGACCUACAUCGGCCAUCGGAGCAAGCGAGACUGCUCAUGCACGACCUUGUGGAGACAGCGCGAGUGUGA
This is a messenger RNA of Kalmanozyma brasiliensis GHG001, 720 nucleotides long. RefSeq lists its product as uncharacterized. The transcript has a single exon. The coding region runs from base 1 to 720 and encodes 239 amino acids. The record is from RefSeq and is a predicted model, not a curated record. Lineage: Eukaryota; Fungi; Basidiomycota; Ustilaginomycetes; Ustilaginales.